Rubroshorea leprosula is the source of this 1111-nucleotide messenger RNA. NCBI's taxonomy places the organism in Eukaryota, Viridiplantae, Streptophyta, Magnoliopsida, Malvales, Dipterocarpaceae. The record is from the annotation of a GenBank genome assembly.
ACUGAAAUAGCAUUCCAUUCAUAAAUCUAUCAUGGUAUCAGAGCAUUCUUUCUUGCGUUUCUUUCUAUAAGUCAUAAACUUUUUUUUCCAUGUCAGCCGCCACAGAAAAUGCAACUCCUCUUACAAGCACAACAAACAUGGAGGCAGAUCCAUCAUCUCCCUUUUAUCUGCAUCAUUCCGAUGGUCCAGGCACUACACUUGUGACACAACUAAUGACAGGGAACAAUUAUCCCACAUGGAGCCGUGCAAUUACUAUGGCUUUUGAAGCAAAAAAAAAACUUGGAUUUGUUGAUGGAACAAUUCCAGAACCAAGUGCUACAUCAGCAACAUAUACUAUCUAGAAACGUUGCAAUAGCAUGGUUCUUUCGUGGCUUCUGAAUGCUGUCACCAAGGAGAUAGCCAAUAGUGUGGUCUUUAUGAAGACAGCUCGAGCAGUUUGGCUUGAUUUGAAGGAACGGUACUCACAACAUAAUGCCCCACGUGUUUUCGAAAUUCAAAGGUCCAUUGUGAAUCAUAUGCAGAGAAAUGAUUCAAUCACAACAUAUCACACCAUGUUGAAGAGUUUAUGGGAUGAGUUGUCUAUCUAUAACACCUAUCCUACGUGCACUUGUGGGACUAUGUCUGAAAUCAUUCAACUGGAAGAACAGGGGCACCUAAUGCAAUUUCUCAUGGGACUUAAUGAAUCUUACAGCAACUUGAGGAGCCAAAUCCUGGUAAUGAGUCCUUUACCUACUGUUACAAAAGCACUAUCUUUGGUUUUACAGGAUGAGAGGCAGUGCUCCAUUCAAGUAUUUUCUCAACCACCUUACCCAGAGCAAUCUACCAUGGCUGCAAGUAAUGUGCAGAGGUCAUAUUCUGGCUAUCGACAGAGUCAGUCUUUCAAAAAUAAGGGUACCAGACCUUUCUAUCAUUGUGAUUUCUGUGGGAUGGAUGGUCACUCUGAGUCUCGUUGUCAUAAAAAGCCAGGCAAUUCCAAUUUUCCACAGAGGCGUGAGACUAGGGAGUUUCAUUACGAUUGCAGAAUAGACCUAUGACUGCAGCUGUCGAUCAUGAGGCAUUACGUUCAAACUGUGACCAACCUUUCACUCGGGAACAAAUUCAACAGCUUCUU